CUCACUUAACUCUCUCUCUCUCUCUCUACAAUGCUAACCACAGUAGCAUCCCAGCGCACAAUAUCACUCUGGCGCUCGCGCCUCGGUUCGGGGCUACGGACAGCGCUAGCGUGCGCCCUGGUGGCAUGCGCCAUGCUCUACGGUCCAGAUCCAUUCUGUCGCCUGCUGACUUACCCAGCACUCUCCUACGUGGCAGCCAUCCUCAUCGUGAGCGACGCCACGCUCGGUGAGGCCGUGCGCGGCGCAACCUUCGCGGCGUACGGUACCGUGCAGGGCGUGUGUCCCGCUAUCCUGAGCCUGUGGGUGAUCGGCCCCGCUCGCUUCUCCAUCACCACCACGACAUUCGCCGUAGCUCUCAGCGCGUUCGUGGUGGCGCUGCCCGGCUCCACUCACAUCGUCACGAAGCGAAUCGCGCUCGUGCAGAUCGUGCUCGUCUACGUCGGCGCUUUCAUGCAAGGGGUGCGCACGGAUGCUAUCAUGCACCCAGUCCACGUGGCGAUCAGCGCUGGCGUUGGGUGCGUGGCCGCCGUUCUGGCACUGAUACUUCCCUACCCAAGACUGGGAUAUUACGAGGUAAAAGAGAAGAGCAAGCUCUACGCCGAACUCGCCUCCAAGAAACUGAAGUUCUUCACAAAUGCAUUUUGCGCGGAAAACAAAAAUUCAGCGAUUGCUUCGAUCUCUCAAGCGAAAUCCUUAGAUAAAAACACAAAGAAGCUUCUCCAAAAGAUAAAGAUUAAGCAAGAAACAAUACAGUGGGAGAGGCCCACAUUCAAAUUCUCACCGGCCCAUUUCAGAUCACCGUCCGAUCGAUUACAAACGUUAGAGACGCCAUUGAAAGGGAUGGAAAUUGCCCUGUUGUCGUGCCCCACUUUUCCGAUCAAAUCCGCAGAUCAACGGCUCAAAGAUCAUUUGAUUAGCAUAACCGAAGAAAUAAUCCAAACAAUGAAGCAAUUGGACUACUCUCAACGAUUUGAUUCAUCAACAGCACCCGAAACAGCGAAAGAAUUUCCAGAUAAAACCAUCCAACCCCCACAAAUUGCAUUUCCAACACUCCAAGAUCUUCCAUCUCACUUCUUCUUGUUUUGCAUGAAACUCCUCCACGACGAAUACAUAGCUUCCCGAUCAGUGGAAAAUAACACAACCCCAGAUGAAGAAACCGCCAUUUCGGACAAACAAGAACCUGUGAUCAUGAAAAAGAAAUUGAGCAUUUGGGUCAUGAGAAUAAGCGGCGAAAGAUUCAUAGCCGCAUUCAAAUGCUCGAUUGUAUUAGGCCUUUCGGUGUUCUUUGGAAUACUCUUCAGUAAAAACAACAGCUACUGGGCCGGCCUUACAGUGGCGAUCAGCCUCACACCAUUCAGAGAGGCAACAUUCAAUGGGGCCAACAUCAGGGCUCAAGGGACUGUGAUUGGAUCCAUUUAUGGGAUCUUGGGCUGCUUCAUUUCACAAAAAUACAUGGAACUUAGGAUAUUAGUCCUCCUCCCUUGGAUUAUAUUCACUAGUUUCCUGAAGGACAGCAAGAUGUAUGGCCAGGCAGGCGGAAUAUCGGCAACCGUGGCGGCGAUCGUCAUCUUGGGUAGGAAGGACUUAGGUGAUCCGAAUGAAUUCGCCAUUGCACGAAUCACGGAAACCUUCAUCGGCGUAUCAUGUUCGAUCUUCAUCGAGCUUCUCAUACAGCCGGUAAGAGCAUCAACCCUGGCAAAAACCAGGCUCUCCGAGAGCAUUGGUGCAGUCCAUGAGUGCGUUGGAUCGAUGGUUUUUGGUACACACGCGAACAAGUCUUCGGCAAACUUGGAAGAGCUGAAAGCGAAGGAGAAGAAGCUGAGAGGACAUGUCAAUGCACUAGGAAAAAUCAUUGAAGAAGGUGAGAUAGAGCCCAGCUUUUGGUUUGUGCCAUUCCCAAGCACUUGUUACAGAAGGCUGUUGGGGUCAUUAUCCAAGAUGGCAGACCUUUUGGUGUUUGGGGCCCAUGCCAUGGAAUUCCUAGUACAUGGAUGCCAUUGUUUUGGUGGGGAAUCUUGGAAUGACAUGCAAGAGCAUGUGAAUGGAGAUUUGGAGCAUUUCAAAAAGGUGGUGUGCACUCCAAUGAAAUGCUUUGAGGAGAUAUGUAGAAUGAAAUCUCUAGCAAUGUUAGAAAAGGAAUAUGAAAAGGCUAAGAACAAGGAAAUGGACAUGGACAAGGACAAGGACAAGGAGAUGUGUGAGGACAUUGAGAUUGGGAAAACACCCAAAAAUGCAAAUGGGUCUUGGAAUUUGAGUGGUGAGGAUGAAGAGAUAGAGAAGGAUUUGGAUUCUUUUCUUGGGAAUGCAAAGGAGAAUUUGGAGAGAGUUGGUGGAGGUGAAGGAGAGGAAGAGAUGAAGAGGGGUUUGGUGCUUUGCAUGGGUGCAAUGGGAUUUUGCAUGGAGGGUUUGAUGAGAGAAACAACAGAGAUAGAGAAGGGAGUGAGAGAGCUAGUGCAGUGGGAGAAUCCCACAUGCCAUGUGAACUUGCAUGAAAUUUAUUGUAAGUUGAAUAAUGCAUGUACAUGAACAUUUGGUGCACUCGU
This is a messenger RNA of Magnolia sinica, 2543 nucleotides long. RefSeq lists its product as uncharacterized. Gene Ontology annotation, biological process: transmembrane transport. The transcript is spliced from 3 exons. The record is from RefSeq and is a predicted model, not a curated record. Gene Ontology annotation, cellular component: plasma membrane. NCBI's taxonomy places the organism in Eukaryota, Viridiplantae, Streptophyta, Magnoliopsida, Magnoliales, Magnoliaceae. Bases 31 to 2526 code for a protein of 831 amino acids. Gene Ontology annotation, molecular function: transmembrane transporter activity.